Molecule: messenger RNA, 4242 nt
Organism: Mercenaria mercenaria
Lineage: Eukaryota; Metazoa; Mollusca; Bivalvia; Venerida; Veneridae
Product: paired mesoderm homeobox protein 2A-like
Exons: 4
Coding region: 221-1075 (284 amino acids)
Biological process (GO): regulation of transcription by RNA polymerase II
Molecular function (GO): DNA-binding transcription factor activity, RNA polymerase II-specific; RNA polymerase II transcription regulatory region sequence-specific DNA binding
Source: RefSeq, a predicted model, not a curated record
UACGAUCAGGCAUUCUCUUUAACCAAGUUUAAGGCAAACAUCGGUAAUCAGGACUCAGCAUUGAAAUCAUUGUUCAUAUAUUAAAUACAGCAAUAGUUAUCGACGUCAUCCACACAGAGGCGACCCGAGUUUUUCGUCGUAGGAAAAUCUAAUUAGUCGCUGCCAACAGUUUGAACGCGCAACACCAGUUUCUAGUGACUGUUUACUAAGUGUCUCCCAAAUGGAUUACCCGUACUUGGGCCAACAUAACUCUUUCGAUGCAUCGUGUACUCUACCUGGGAUGGAGUCAGCACUCCAGAACUGUAAUAUUCCUUGCAGUUAUGGAGAUUCGAACCCUUUCGGACAGAUGGCGGCACAAGGGUAUCGGUACAACGGGGUGCGGUCGUUUCCACCCGGUCCGGCUAUGGGGUCAGCUUCCUGCAGCAUGAUGCCUCGACCACGAGAUCCGACACAACCUGCUGUAUUUCCUUCCGGGCUUUCGUACAAGAUGUACCAACACAGUCACGAGAAUGGCAUCAGUCCUGAGAAACGGAAACAGCGGCGUAUCCGCACAACGUUUACCAGCGCUCAACUAAAGGAGCUUGAGAAAGCCUUCUCAGAGACACAUUAUCCUGAUAUAUACACACGAGAAGAAAUAGCCAUGCGUACUGAUCUCACAGAAGCAAGAGUACAGGUAUGGUUCCAGAACCGCCGAGCAAAGUUCCGUAAAAUGGAGAGAGCUAAACAACAACAGCAGAACCAAUCACAGCCACAGAGUCCGCCAGUAAAACAAGAAAACAACACUGGAAACAGCAGCAAUAAUAACAAUAACAGUAAUAAUAGUAAUAACAACAACAAUAACAACAAUAAUAUUAACAAGGACAAACCUAAACCAUUGGAGGACACGCAAGCAAAAUCUCCAAACGAACCACCAAAAUGGUCAAAUCAACUCAGUAACGCCAACAAGAUGACGUCAUCAAUGUUGGGCGUGCCUGCACUUCCGGGACCUUAUUCCAGUAUCCUAUCUUCGUCAGUUUCUGACUACCCACAGAGUGCAAUGGACACGAAAAUACCCAUAUCGGCGCCAAUGUUUUAAUAUAUAAUCUCAUUUCAUAUUGGUCAUUUUCUGAUGGUGAAUGAAAAUAAACAGCAAGGGAGGCAAAAGUACCAGCCCAUAAAAUGGAAAAUAUAAUGUUUGUGAUGGGCCUUUAACAUGAGAUAGAAAGGCGAGUUACAUUAUGGGUCGAAAGUGGUACACACUCUAUGGCUAUGGACAAGGGAACUUUGCAUCGUAUGAAUACAGGAAGCAGAUAGGGAAAGUGCGAACACAGAGACUAAUUCGUUUGUUCUUUAAAAACUAUUUGUGGGUGUAUCUGAUUGCUUUUUACUACUGUGAGUAGUUGAUUUAACUGAACUUAGAGCUGGCACUGUACUAACAACAGUGAGGCAUAAUAUCAUUACUAAUUUCAUCAUUUUGGCCUAGCUGAUAUAUAAAGAAGUCCCCCUCCCCUUUUUGAAAUAACAUUUAUACUACCUGAGUUUUACGGAAAAGAAGCAAAACAAUUCUACUGAACGUCAAGGGAAUGAACAUAAAUAAACUGCCCGAGAACAAAUUGGUAUGCAUUCACAUCUUUUAUAUUUAUAUGUGAAGUGACAAGAAAAUUUCUCAGCACAAAAGCGUCACUGCAUAUUGCAUUAUUGAACUGCAUUAAAACAUCCUGUCUCAAGUAGUUACUCAUGUCUCCCUCCUACGGUACAGAAAGAACUAUCCCAAUUUUGUGCAACUGAACAAAAACUAAACGAUUCUGGAAACCAAAAAUUAAAGACAAGAGUGAUAAAAUACGUUAUUUAUUUCGACACAUUUUACUAUGCACAACAUUCUGAUGGUUUCCAGUAGGAACAUUUAGGCUUUAUUUAUAUUUCUGCGGCGCUUUCUUGCAUUUUCAGGAACCUUUGUCGCACAUGUCAAAUUUUCUUUCGUUGCAAUAUUUUAAGAAUACAAAUUACUAAUAAAUUGAUCACGCUUUUUUUUUCAAACGUACUAACUUGAAACUUUUAUCUUCACUUGUAUAACAUGUAAGUAACCGAAUGCAAACAUAGCUUUUCAUGACCUUUGCAAAAUUGUGCAUACUUAAAUGGACAAUGUGUAAUACGCCACUAUAUUUUCUAAAUUUUAUUAGCGAAAUAAAAAUGCAUCAAAUACUUUUUAGAACUAUUGUUUUAAACAAUACUCAUUACUGAAAGAGAGAUUAAAAGUUAUGAAAGGUUACUAAAAUUAGAACACAGAUCCAUUUAUACAUACAAGUUAAGUGAAGAUUCAAAUUUAUUGUUUCAACGUUUACAUUUUCUCGAUUUAUUUUUGAAGUUGAUAUAGGUCAAUAUAACUUUUUGUAUGAAUGCUUGUGCUACGGUUUCAGAUGAAGCUGUGAAACACCACUUGUUUACAUAUAUAUAGUACUUGCCGUUCCGUUAUGAUUCAUGUAUACAUUGUGCCAAAUAUUGAUAGAGCUUCCAUUCAAAUUUAUAUGAUUAGUAUUGUCGAUAUUCCACUGAAAAUUGUACCAAAUAUUGACAGAGCUUCCAUUCCUACCUUUAUGAGACGCAUGUUUUAUAUAACAUUGAACAGUGUUUCAAAUAUCGAUAAAUUCACCUUUCUAAAUGUAUAUGAUUGGUAUUUUCAAUAUUCCACCGGAAAUUGUCUCAAAAUACGGAUGGAGAAUCCAUUCAAAAUCAUAAAGCAAUAUGAUGGUCAUUUUCAAUAUACACUGGACAUUGUACUAAAUAUUGAUAGAACUGCCAUUCAAAUUUACAUAUGUAUAUGAUAAGCACUAGACUUUAUGAGGAAAAGACAGAUUUAUGUAAUUAGUAUUCAAUAGUCCACAAAUAUAACCAGAGAAACCUUUAAAACUUAUUAAAUGACAAGGAUUUCCCGCUAAACAUUGUGCAAAGUAGUGACAAAAAUUUCGUUGAAACUUAUUUGAUUGCCAUUUUCAAUAUUCCACUGGACAUUGCGUUAAGUAUAGACAGAGCUUUUAUUAAAAUGUAUAUGAUUUAUACUGGACAUUGUAAAAAAUACUGACAGAGCUUCCGUUCAGUUUUAUCUGAUAAGCAUUUAAAAUUUUCCACUAUGAAUUGUGCCAAAAUAUUGUUAGAAAUACCAUUCAAAUUUAUACGAUUAGCAUUCAGUCCACUGGACAUCGUGCCAAAUAUUAUCAGAGAUUCCAAUAAAACUUAAAUAAUUAACAUUUUAAUAUUCCAUUGCACACUGUGCCAAAUAUUGUUAGAGAUACCAUUCAAAUUUAUACGAUUAGCUUUUAGUGCCAAAUACUAUCAGAGAUUCUAUUAAAACUUAAAUAAUUAACAUUUUCAAUAUUCCACUGGACAUUGUGCCAAAUAUUGUUAGAAAUACCAUUCAAAUUUAUACGAUUAGCACUGGACAUUGUGUCAGAGAUUCCAUUAAAACUGACUGAUUUACAUUUUCAAUAUUCCACUGGAAAUUGUGCCAAAUAUUGACAAUAUUUCUGUGAAACUUAUAUAGAUGGCCUUUUUUCAAUAUUCCACUGGACAUUGUGCUAAAUAUUGAGAGCUUCCAUUUAAAUACUUAUAUAUGAUCAACAUUUGCAAUAUUCAACUGGACAUUUUCUCAAAUAUUUUUGAUCUUUCAUUGUAAUAGGAAUCUAGUCAAGCAAUCAUAUAUUUGUCUGCAAAUACAUUUUUGUGACAUGUUUAAUACAUUGUAAGACGUUUGUCUUUCAUCUUAUCCUAACUCUAUUUCAUUUUACAUUUCUUUUGGAGUUAUCUUGUCACAGUAUCAGACUGAGUUGUCAUUGUUACCCAAUUACAUAACUAUUGCACAUUUUUAACUGUGUUUCAAGACAAUGAUCUGGCAAUUAAUUAUGAAAGUUAACACGAACAGUAUAGCCAAACAAAGUGUUGAGCAUCCUCUUACCAGAACAGCAAGUUUCUAACCUUUGAUUUGUGACUAGUAAAAUAUGCUUUUACACGUCUCAUCGUCAGAAAAAUCUGCAGUUGGUAUUGUCUUUGUUACGGAAAGGUGUUUGCAGCCAGUCUUUACGACUUACCGUUUAUAUUUUGAUAUUGUGUAUACUUUUUCGUCAGUUAUUUAGACCGUCUUCCAUGGGACUCAUCUUGCAUUUUACAUACAGUAAUAUUUAGAAUUCAAAGGGUACUCAUUUAUUUUUUUUUGUAAUAUGUGUCGUUCUUCCAUAUAUAAUAUUUCAUUGUAAAUAAUUAUCGUGCAUA